Messenger RNA from Oryza sativa Japonica Group (Japanese rice), 1192 nucleotides. Lineage: Eukaryota; Viridiplantae; Streptophyta; Magnoliopsida; Poales; Poaceae. The record is from RefSeq and is a predicted model, not a curated record.
ACGACUUUGAGCUAGGGCAAGUCCAAGUCAAGGUAACCAUGCAGUAUAUAUAGUACUACAGUCUAGUUCCAGUGGUGUAUGCACUAUGCAGAGCUGCUAGCUAUUAGAAGCCCUCAUUUCCACCCAAAAAACAACAGGGAUGAUGCAGGCGCUGCUAAUGCCACCACUAGUAUUGCGCCGCACAAUGGUAGCCACUUUACUGUGUCUCACCGUAGCAAUGGCGGCAUGUCUUGCCGCUGUUGCAGCAUCCUGCCAGAGGAAGUGCGGUGAGAUAGACAUCCCUUUCCCGUUCGGCAUCGCCGGUCAGCCCGGCUGCGCCAUGACCGGCUUCAAGCUGAGCUGCAACGACACCGGGAACGGCGUGCCCACCCUGCUCCUGCGGAACGUGGAGGUGCUCGGCAUCUCGCUGCCGUUAGGUCAGGCUCGGAUGAAGAUGGAUAUGUCCUACGACUGCUACAACACGACAAGGAAGGAUAUCGACUGCGUCGAUAUGGUUGAUCUGAACUUGAAAGGGAGUCCCUUCACUUUCUCUGACACUGCUAACAAGUUUAUUGUCUUUGGGUGCCGUAUGCUCGCUUAUCUUGGCCCAGGUGAACAAAAUGAUGUAGGUAGCAACCUAACUAUCGGUUGUGCGGCCACUUGUGGUAUAGGCGAUGAUCUCGUGAGUAUCAACAGUGCCGGGUGCUCUGGGAUAGGUUGUUGCCAAACGAACAUCCCUAAGGGGAUCCGGUAUUACAAGGUUUGGUUCGACGGUCGUUUCAACACAACGGACAUCUACAACUGGACUCGUUGUGCUUACGCAGCACUUGUCGAGACAUCCAGCUUUAAUUUCUCCACGGUUUACAAUUCCCUAUCAAGGUUCAAUGACAAUCUUGGUAGCCAGCCACCUUUUGUGGUGGACUGGGCUAUUGGUAAUUCCACAUGUGAGCAAGCUAAAACAAAUUCAGAUUCCUACAUGUGCAUAAGCAGCAAUAGCGUCUGUUUGAACUCGCGAAACGGACCCGGUUACAUCUGCAACUGCCAAAAUGGAUUCGAAGGAAAUCCUUACCUGAACGAUUCGUUUGGUUGCCAAGGUAAAUUUCUCAACUAGAGGCUUUUGCUGGCUAGAGUAUUGCAUUUACAUAUCAUCUAUUAGCAACUAGCAUACUUUAGCUUUAAAGUACAUGUAUUUACCAAAAUAUUGCAUCUUUGU